UUUUGCAUAUUAUUAUCAUCAUUCAUCAAACCUCAUCAUUAUCAAAAUAUUCAAACCUAAUCCCAACUCAAACCAUGUCUUCUUCCGACUGUCCGUCACCGUUACCCACCGCCCCGAAACUUCAAGUUGAUUCCGUUACUUUUCCACCGUCCGUCAUCUCACCGGCUUCCUCCAACCCUCUCUUCCUCGGUGGCGCAGGUGUGCGAGGUUUGGAAAUUCAAGGAAAGUUUGUGAUCUUCACCGUCAUCGGAGUUUACCUAGAUCCUGUCUCUGUACCGUCACUCUCCGUUAAGUGGGAAGGUAAAACGACAGAGGAACUAACGGAAUCCGUCCCUUUCUUCCGUGAAAUCGUCACAGGUUCGUUUGAGAAAUUCAUUAAAGUGACGAUGAAGCUGCCGUUAACGGGACAGCAAUAUUCAGAGAAAGUAACGGAGAACUGUGUGGCGAUAUGGAAAUCGUUAGGGAUUUACACAGACUCUGAAGCUAAAGCAGUGGAGAGGUUCUUGGAUGUCUUCAAGGACGAAACGUUCCCUCCUGGUGCUUCCAUCCUCUUCGCUCUCUCCCCUGAAGGCUCUCUUACGGUUGCGUUUUCGAAAGAUGAUAGCAUUCCUGAAACGGGAAAAGCGGUGAUCGAAAAUAAGUUGUUGGCAGAGGCAGUUCUUGAAUCGAUCAUUGGAAAGAACGGUGUGUCUCCUGGGGCUAGGUUGAGUGUUGCCGAGAGAUUGGCUCAGCUGAUGAAGGAGAAUAAGGUCGAAGAAGAUGCAACAAAGACUGAUCAAGAGGAAGCUAACGAUCUCUCCCUGGCCAAAGAAAACUGAUCCUGUGGGAGAUUUUUAUGUUUCUAUGCUUAAUAACAUUGUGUUUAGUUCCCAUCGCAUGUUUUAACUCUGCUUAUUUUCGUAACAAUUAUUAGAUAAUCAUAUGAAGUU
This is a messenger RNA of Raphanus sativus (radish), 929 nucleotides long. RefSeq names its product chalcone--flavonone isomerase. Gene Ontology annotation, biological process: flavonoid biosynthetic process. The record is from RefSeq and is marked validated. Lineage: Eukaryota; Viridiplantae; Streptophyta; Magnoliopsida; Brassicales; Brassicaceae. Gene Ontology annotation, molecular function: chalcone isomerase activity.